AUGGUGACAACAAUUCUACUACUAUUUUCUUUUUUGAAUUUCAUCAGUUCGAUUGUUCCAGAUUGCAAAAAUGGAAAAAUCAUAUUUGAUCCUACAUCUCUCGUUCAUUUGUACCCAGAAAAUUUCUCCGCUCCUGGACCAGUGUUUCCUGCGAAUUUCAGUUGUGAAUUUCAGAUAAAUGUUCCAGAGGGUUGGUUUGCUCGGGUUGAGCUUUCACUAAUUUCUCCUAUCAACUCACAAUCUUCUGCCGUAAUUUUUGACCAAUUGGACAGAUCUGAAACAGUUUUUCUCUCAGAAUCAGACUAUUUUUACUUCAUUGCCAAUGGUGGUAGAAUCCAGUUUUCUACUGGUUCAAAUGGAACCAAAUUUGGGUUCAUAGUUUUUUGGGAUAAAUACCCAACUUUUACUUAUGCUGAAGGUCGUGUCAAUGUAUCCGAUACUCAGCCAUUCUUGACAAUGGCUGCUCAGGGGGGAUCAGUUUUAAUAAAGGCAGAGACAAUAGUGUCAGCAACUAUUAUGAGACCACAACAAGUUUACCAGUUGAAGUACACGAGAGGAUUUAUAUUUUUCGAUGGACCCGACUUUAAUAAUAAUAAUACAAGAAACCUCGGAACCGGACUCCAACUUUUGAACGGGAACACUCAAUACGUCUCGUCUGGAAAAUCGAUGACAGUUUUGAUUUUGGACGUUCCGCUUAAUGAAAUCCUAUGGCUUGUAUUCCUAGAUUAUGAGCUUACAAAAGGUAUUAAAAGUUUCCAAGGAGCAGAUUGCUACUCCGGUUUUUGUGAAAGUUUCAAAUUGGAUGCCACUAAUGGACCAGCGGCGCUUCAAGUUUACAAUAAUUACGGCGUCAAUGCGAUUAGUGGUUUGAGCGGGUCUGGGCAGUUAGAAGUGUAUAUCGGAACUGCUUCCCAGAAUAAGACGAAUUUAGUAGCCACUUAUCAAGUUUUUGUGGCGGAUCCAGAAUAUUUUUACUUCAUUGCCAAUGGCGGUAGAAUCGAAUUUUCCACCUUUUCGAAUGGAACCAAAUUUGGAUUCACUGUUUUAUGGGAUAAAUACCCAACUUAUUCUUUCGCGGAAGGUCGUGUCAAUGUAUCCGAUACUCAGCCAUUCUUGGCAGCUGCUGUAGGGGGAUCAAUUUUGAUAAACGCAGAGACAAAAGUAUCAGCAACGAUUAUGAAACCAGUGAAUGAUUAUUAUUUGAAGUACAUGAGAGGAUUUAUAUUUUUCGAUGGACCCGACUUUAAUAAUAAUAAUACAAGAAACCUCGGAACCGGACUCCAACUUUUGAACGGGAACACUCAAUACGUCUCGUCUGGAAAUUCGAUGACAGUUUUGAUUUUGGACGUUCCGCUUAAUGAAAUCCUACGGCUUGUAUUCCUAGAUUAUGAGCUUACAAAAAGUAUUAAAAGUUUCCAAGGAGCAGAUUGUUACUCCGGUUUUUGUGAAAGUUUCAAAUUGGAUGCCACCAAUGGACCAGCGGCUCUUCAAGUUUACUAUGAUCAAACUGUGAUUGGUGGUUUAAGCGGAUCCGGGCAUGUUGGUGAAAACAAUUCAAGUAUGCCUCAGCUAGUUUUCGGUUAUUUCAAGACGUUUUUGUUGACUGAUGGAAACGCUACAAUAACAUUAAAUGAAAAUGUACGUCGUGAUGAAAUGUGGAAGACAGUUGGAAGCACAGGAUUCAUAUCAUCAGAUAACUAUGGAACAUACACAUUGCAAAAUUGCCAUGUAAAAUUAAUCAGUUCCCCACAAAAUCCGACAGUUGAAUUUCGAUGGAGCAUAUCUCAAAUUGAUUUAGUUGGAGACUCAUGGCUGCAAGUUUCUGGCAACAUUCAUGGAUAUUCUCCUUGGUCGAAAUACUACAAUGCUUCCAAUCCACCAAAACUGAAUUCUUAUGAGGAAUUUUAUGGAACGGAAAUGAAUGUUUCUUACGAUAAUAGAAAUUUAUGGAGCAAAGGAUUUUUGAUGAGAUACGAAAUUGAGAAAAACUCGAAUUGCAUGUUUAUGUUCUUAAGUUUCGUACUUGUCUUUAUUGUGUACUUUGAUUGA
Molecule: messenger RNA, 2049 nt
Organism: Caenorhabditis briggsae
Lineage: Eukaryota; Metazoa; Nematoda; Chromadorea; Rhabditida; Rhabditidae
Exons: 9
Coding region: 1-2049 (682 amino acids)
Source: RefSeq, a predicted model, not a curated record